Molecule: messenger RNA, 2821 nt
Organism: Setaria italica (foxtail millet)
Lineage: Eukaryota; Viridiplantae; Streptophyta; Magnoliopsida; Poales; Poaceae
Product: cysteine-rich receptor-like protein kinase 19
Exons: 4
Coding region: 1259-2743 (494 amino acids)
Biological process (GO): protein phosphorylation
Molecular function (GO): ATP binding; protein kinase activity
Source: RefSeq, a predicted model, not a curated record
GAUGGGUCAUGUAACUUGUGAACGAAUUUCAAAAGCAGACAGUGGUUUCUAUCUUCAAGGCUUUUAAACACGCUUCCAUCGACGAGGACUCGUUUCUCGGCCGCGUGGUACAGGCAGAGCUGCCCCGCUUUCACUCCUUGAUGCCGUUCAGUUCCGAGACGGCAAGCACACCUCCUUCUGGCAUGACUGGUAGCUCCUGAGCACUCUUGCAGACACUUUCCCUGCCCUGUACUCCCACUUCACCCAGCCAGCUCUCUCGGUCGCUGCGGUGAUAAACAGCAACUUCUCCGGCAAUCUCAGACCACGUUUGACCCGACUUGUAGCUGAAGAGAAGAAUAUACUACAGGAUUGCUUACAACUCAUCACCCUCUGUCAACGACAGGAUUGACGCUACCUGGAUGGCACUCCCAAUGUCGAAUUCUCCACCAAAGGUGCUUAUCUGAGGAUGCAUGCUAAUGACACAUUGGACCGGACGCCGCUCGCCUCUGGAGCACCAGACUUCCUGGGAAGGUCAAAUUCUUCGGAUGAUUACUCUACCAUGGAAGUCGCAACACCAGGGCCAAUUUACAUAAUAAGCAAAUCCGAUCGCUUCAAGAGUCAUAUUGUGAGCUCUGCACAGGAACCCAGGAGACCGACGAGCACAUCUACCCCCGUGCAACUGCCAUCUGGUUCCGACUAGGAAUUGCAGUCACUGCAGGGAAUCACAAAAUGCCCUGGCUCCUCGGUUGUACGCUUCAGCUGCCCGACCAAGUUCGCACUGACAUUUUCCUCACUCUUCUCUGGCACAUUUGGUAGGCAAGGAAUGCCAAGAUAUUUGAGCAGCAAGAUCUCCCUCCUCAGGAAGUGCUUCGUUGAGCGGCACGGGAUCUAGACGACUGGAGCUGCCGCUACCCAAGAACAGCUCCGCAUGUACAAGUCUGGCAGGAUUUCCUUUCCUCAAGUUGUUAGUUUUCUUGAGGCCACUUCUCUCUUCUGGCUCUUGUAAUCUCAUCCUCAUGUCCACCCCAACUAAAGUUUAUAGUCACUUAGAGAUUGGAGGUUUUUCUAGGCACUGUUUGGUUACUAUGGACUAUCUGUUUUGGUGCACUUUUAGUUCCUAAACACUCAAACAGGUGGACUAAAGCUAGGAAUAAAGACUUUAGUCCUCUAGUCCACAAAAUUAGACUAAAGUGGACUAAAGGGUGUCCAGGACACCUGCCCCUCCCAUUUACUGCCGUCCCCCCCUCGCCCUCCCAAUCCCGCAACCAGCUUCUUCCAGAUGGUUCCCUGCGUUCUCCACUCCCCACUCCCGCCGCUUGCUCCCCUCCACACCGCCAGCCGCUCCCGCCGCUCGAUCCCCUCUCAUCUCCGGCCGCUCCUGCCGCUACCUCCCCUCCCCACUCUCACCGCCGCCACCACCCCGCUCUGUCCGUCCCCGCCGGUUCCUCCCCUCCCCGCUCCAGCCGCUGCCACCACCCCUACUCUUCCUCACGUUGGAUCCACCACCCCCGCUCCUCCCCACGCCGGAUCCACCGCCUCCGCUCCUCCUCAUGCCGCCGCACCCAGUCCUCCACACCACUGCACCCACCAUGGACCACUACAGGGAUUUCUUCUCUCAGGCUUCUUCAUCCGCAGCUACCCGAAGCUUCCGCUCUUCCCAGGAUGCCGGCGACGAAGACGACUUCGGCCCCUUCACGUCGCCGCCGGCCCCCUGCCUUUCCGCUCCCUGCCACUACAUGGAGCACCUCGACCUCAACUCCCAGGCCAACGGCUUCCCCAACCUCGGCUCCUACAGGAGUACCUCCAGGCGGACGAUGUUGGAGGCGACCAUGGGCUACCUCCUCAUGCCCCUAGAGGGAGAGUGGUUGGUCGUGGAGGAGGCCGUGGAGGUCGCCGGUUGAGAUCCAGUGGAUCCGGCGGUGGCAGAGUGGGAGGACAUGGGGGAGCCAUGGCUACUAGCGGAGGUAGAGGGGGGAGCCGUGGGGGAUCGAUGGUACACCAUGGUGGAUCCUCUGUUGGCGGCCACACCUUCGAGUCUCCACAGGAACUUGGUGCCUUCGAGGAGGAAGAUGAAGAUGGCUCUGAAGCCCGAUCCCAGACGGAAGAAGAUGAUGGGUCUGAUGAUGAUCAAAGGGAAGAAGAUGAUGGAGAUGAUGAUGAUCAAAGAGUACAAGAGUAUAUAUUGGAGUGUCAGAAGAAGAGGAGAAAAAUCAUGACUAUGGCUGCUGCAAUGAUUGUUCAUGAUAUGAGGAUGUUCAAAGAUGCAAUUGACAAGUAUGGAGACAAGAUUCCACAUCCACCUGAAGGCAAGUUCUACUUUGUUGACUUGGGUUACCCAAACCGACAGGGUUAUCUUGCAGCAUACAAAGGUACAAAGUAUCAUCUCCCGGAGUAUCAACAAGGCCCAAUGCCAAGAGGUAAAAAAGAGCAAUUUAAUUAUGCACAUUCUUCACUUUGUAAUGUCAUUGAGCGGUAUUUUGGAGUUUUGAAGAUGAAGUGGAGGACAUUGCUAGAUCUACCUAGUUAUCCUAUGCCAAAACAGAGUCAAAAUAAUUAUUGCGUGCAUGGCAGUACACAAUUUCAUUCGAGAGAGUUUUUUAGGGAUGCGGAUUUUGAUUUGGUUGAUCAUGAUGAGAACUAUGUUCCAUUUUGCGAAGGGUCGUCUUCUCAAGGAAAUGUAUCAAAUAUACAUCAUGGAGACGAAGAUCAAACCAUGAAUCAAUUCCGUGAUUGGAUAGCAGAUGGUUUGUUUAGUAGGUCAUAGAUGUGUAUGAACUAUGAUAUAUGGAUGAUUUUUUUUGAGUGUAUGAACAUUUCUAUGAAUGUAUCACAGUUUUUAUUA